Drosophila gunungcola (fruit fly) is the source of this 5204-nucleotide messenger RNA. It is a transcript of the gene wdb, whose product is annotated as serine/threonine-protein phosphatase 2A 56 kDa regulatory subunit epsilon isoform. Gene Ontology annotation, cellular component: cytosol; protein phosphatase type 2A complex; nucleus. The coding region runs from base 1632 to 3206 and encodes 524 amino acids. Gene Ontology annotation, molecular function: protein phosphatase activator activity. NCBI's taxonomy places the organism in Eukaryota, Metazoa, Arthropoda, Insecta, Diptera, Drosophilidae. Gene Ontology annotation, biological process: protein dephosphorylation; signal transduction. The transcript is spliced from 10 exons. The record is from RefSeq and is a predicted model, not a curated record.
GUGUGAACGAUUCUAGUUGCCGCUGGAAAAAAUUCAUAAUUAUCGCAUAAAACGCACCUGCCGGCCGCCCAAAUCGAUCGAAAAGCCCACGUCCCCCAUUGCGGCGCGAUUUGCGAGUGAAAUUGUGGCAGUGUGUGCGCGGUAAAUCGCCGAAAAGCGCAACGCAAAAAUUACAAAUCGGGAAUCCGGAUUUGAGGUGUGUGUGUGCGCGCUGCGUCGCUUUUUUUGUGUGCCCUUCGCCGUUUUCGCUGCAGUCGCCAACUCAGUGCAAAGCAGACAUUGUGCAAAAUUACAUAAAUUUCAGACACUCUGAAUAAACAGGCGAAAAGCGAAAAAAGGAAAAUUCUACCACUCAGGGAGAGAGCGACAGAGAGAGCAUCACUCAGAGCAAGCGAGAGGUCGAUAACGAUUGCCUUGUUUGUUAUCGCCCUCGAUAGCAACAAAAAAAAGCGGCGUCCUUUCAGUAUGACCCUGCUGCGGACCAACGGAUUUCUCACCUGCAGUGUGACCGUAUGAGAGAGGGCCUGGAGAGAGCGCAACAACAGUUUUUGUGUGAAAACCCAGAAAGCAGCGCAAUCUCUGGAUUUCCGUGACUUAGACAAAAGGGUGAGAUAUCGCUGAGAAACUGAGAAACCGAGAAACAAAAACUGAGAAACCGAGAAUCAAAAACUGAGAAACCGAAAAAGUGCAUGUGAUGCCAAAUAUCCACACAACCCAAUAAAGUAAUCAGCGAACGCGGAGUACUAUGUGAAUGCAGCAAUCAGCAGUUAGCCAGCAGCAGCUCUCUCUCUCUCUCAGUUAACCAAAUUAACCAAUUGAUGUGCCAUUCAGGAGCAGCAGCGCAGAAACAGGAUCAGAGCAACGUAGAAGCUAAGCGAGAGUAUUAUCAAGAGUCAGGCGCAUCGCAAAUGCAACAAUCCCUCCAGUAAACAAUACAAAAUCCAACACACAAGAAGCGAAGAAACAGUGUACAUACAACUGUAACGAAUUUAAAAUCCAAGCAAGCGGUUAGCGGUUCUACGGAGUAAGAAAUUUCUCAUCCCCAGAGUCCUCGUCCGAUAAAUGCCAAGAUAAGUCGCUACCGCUUUAACACCGCCAUCAACAUUACCCAGCAACAGAAGCUGAUCCAGCAACUCCAGCAGCAGCAGCAGCAGCAGCAGCAGCAGGCGAUUGCUUUUAAGGGGAAGAAAAAGAAGCAGAAAUUGCAGUUGCAGCAGCCGUUGCAGUUGCAGAUUGGUCAGGAAACGAACGGAGGAGUAGGAGGAGCCGUUAAAACCGGAGCAGCAGAGCUGUUGGGCUUAACCAGAGGUGCCGAUAACAAUUGCAAGACGCCAAACUCAACCGCAAAAGUCGCCAACAUAACACAUAAAAUUUUCGGUUGGCUACGCAAAUCACGCAACAAACGGCCUGUCGAGAUCCUCAACAGCGAUUUCGGCGAAGACGGCGACGAGGGCGUUGGCGAGGGCAAAGGCCAAGGCGCAGGCGAGGGAGGAGGAGCAGCUGCCAGUGCAGCUGGCGGUGCAGCCGAUCAAUUUUCAGUGGCAAGCGUUAAAAACAAAGCCGGCAAGCUGAAUACCACACAGACAGCCACGGAGACCGCCAUCGAUUCAAACGAACCCAAAUCUGAAAAGAUGUCAUCGGGCACGUUUGUGGAUCGAAUCGACCCGUUCGCCAAACGUUCGCUCAAGAAGAAGGGUAAAAAGAGUCAAGGUUCCUCGCGCUACAGAAAUUCUCAGGAUGUUGAGCUGCAGCAAUUGCCGCCGUUAAAAGCCGAUUGCUCCAGUCUAGAACAGGAGGAGCUGUUUAUACGGAAGCUGCGCCAGUGUUGCGUGUCCUUUGACUUUAUGGAUCCCGUCACGGAUUUGAAGGGCAAGGAAAUCAAGCGGGCCGCACUCAAUGACCUUUCCACCUAUAUAACACAUGGGCGCGGUGUGCUUACGGAACCGGUUUACCCGGAAAUAAUACGCAUGAUUUCAUGCAACCUAUUUCGCACGUUGCCGCCCAGUGAGAAUCCCGAUUUCGAUCCCGAGGAGGACGAUCCAACAUUGGAGGCUUCCUGGCCACACCUGCAGCUGGUGUACGAGGUCUUCUUGCGGUUCCUGGAGUCGCAGGACUUCCAAGCGACCAUCGGCAAACGUGUGAUCGAUCAAAAAUUCGUCUUGCAGCUGUUGGAACUGUUCGAUUCGGAGGAUCCACGGGAGCGUGACUUUCUGAAGACGGUAUUGCAUCGCAUCUACGGAAAAUUCUUGGGACUGCGAGCUUUUAUUCGAAAACAGAUCAACAACAUAUUCUUGCGAUUUAUCUACGAGACGGAGCACUUUAAUGGAGUCGGUGAGCUUUUGGAAAUACUGGGCAGUAUCAUCAAUGGAUUCGCCUUGCCUCUGAAGGCCGAACACAAGCAGUUUCUGGUUAAGGUCCUAUUGCCGCUGCACAAAGUCAAAUGCCUGUCGCUCUACCACGCUCAGCUGGCGUAUUGCAUUGUACAAUUCCUAGAGAAGGAUCCAUUCCUUACCGAACCGGUGGUGCGCGGCCUGUUGAAGUUCUGGCCCAAGACGUGUUCCCAGAAGGAGGUCAUGUUCCUGGGCGAGAUUGAGGAGAUCCUCGACGUGAUCGAUCCGCCGCAGUUUGUCAAGAUCCAGGAGCCGUUGUUCCGCCAGAUUGCCAAAUGCGUGUCGAGUCCACAUUUUCAGGUUGCUGAGCGAGCUCUUUAUCUGUGGAACAAUGAGUACGCCAUGUCGCUGAUCGAGGAAAACAAUGCGGUCAUUAUGCCCAUCAUGUUCCCGGCCCUUUACCGCAUCAGCAAGGAGCACUGGAAUCAAACCAUCGUGGCGCUCGUCUACAAUGUAUUGAAGACGUUCAUGGAGAUGAAUUCGAAGCUGUUCGACGAGCUGACCUCCAGUUACAAGGCGGAGCGGCAAAAGGAGAAGAAACGUGAGCGUGACCGCGAGGAGCUGUGGAAAAAACUGCACGAACUCGAAUCCAAUCGUUCUAGUGGGCGCACCGCCGGCGGCAGCGCUACGACAUCGAACAGCGCAGCUCCCGCGGCGUCAACGUCCCUGCAGCCACCCAGCACCGCUGGCCUGAACUCUCAUCAGCAGCAGUCGAAUAGCAGCAGCAGCGGUAGCCUGUCCAGCGGCGGUGCCGGCGUCGACAAUAAUCCUGCGACCACAAAUGCGAAAAUCAAACAGGAUAAGGCGGACAACUAAGCAAGCAACGCGAGGCGCGCCCGAAACUAACAAUAAAACCAACAUCAGUAAAAGCGUAAGCGUAACGCGUUAUCCGAUAUCCGUUAUCCGUAAACGGCAGAGACAACAACCACAUCUAAAGGAGAAAUAAAUAGUUAUACUAAACCACACAUAUGCUAAACUUUAAAAUCAGAAAAUAUAAAACUAAAAUGUAUACUCGAUUGACAAGACACCAACCAAGCUGACCCGCAGGACGCUUGGCCGGCUGUUGAAGGAGGUAGAACCGAAAUCUGGAGCGGGAGCUGAAUCAGAUCCCUUGGCGUGUGUAUGUGUGUGUGUGUGUGUGUGUGUGUGUGUGCGGUACGGUAAUUAAGGAGCUUGAGUGCGGCAUAAAAGAAAUCUUUAUAAAUAAUGUAUCUUACAACAACAGCUACACACACACACACAAACACGCACACACACGUGCGCGACACGUAUAAAUAUAUAUUACAAAAGAAGAAAAAUAAUUAUUAAUUACGUUUAAGCGAAAACAAGUUGAAUAAAGAGAAAACAUGUUAGUAAGUGAAAAGCAGAAGAGCGAUAACUAUAACGGAUUGACGAUUGUUGAAGCGCAUUGAAUAUUAUUAACUAAACAUAUUGCUAACUAGAUCCUAGCAUAGAUCAGCCAUCCUAUACCCAUCCACGAACACAACAACAACAACAACAUCCUACUCACCAGAAUGUUCACUUGCAAUUAUAUUUGCGUUCAUUUGAUAUUUGAGGUGUAAAAUAGUUGAAACUGCUCUCCAUCCUAAGAUUUUGAUUUAACUAAUUGCUCCAUAGAACGGCGUGUCUUAGUCCAGAUAUCCCACUGAAUUGUAUAUAAGAUAUCCGAGAACUGUGCUCCCCCUUACCCCCAGAAUGAAACUUUGUUACUUAGCUUUAAGUGUUGCACACUCCGUCAAGACUUCUCGAAAACAGAAAUUCCAACAAUUCCCGCUAAACGCCUGCGCAUCUGCAUUCGAGCAUAUAGACAAGAAAUACAAAAGCAAAGCCAAGUUUUAGUACAUUGUUGAAGUUGCUGCUGCUAAACGGGCCAGGAUAGACAGGGAGCCGGCGAAUCUAUAAAUAAUUAAGGAUACAAUUAAAUACCAUACCAUAACGUACGACAAACGCUGAUCUAUAUAAAUGUAUUUAAGUGUGCGGAAAAUACAAAAGUAUAUCUCCAAGCUGAGGAGUAGGCGCAUGCGCGGUUAUCAAAAUGUACUCGGCAGAAAAUGAAUACAAAAUAUUGAGCAUUGUAAAAAAGGUUAAGCUAGAGAAACCAACAACCAAGCAAACGAUAGUAUAUAGAACACCGUUUUGGAAAAUUCGACUUGGCAUAGUCUCUCUCCGCACGAUAAUUGGCAUCUAGCGAAACAUUUCCACAGUCCACUCCAGGCUCGAUGCAUCUAAACACACUAUGAAUCCUUUGCAUAUAUGUAUGUAUAUCUCUGCGGAAAGCGGUCCGGUGUCUCUAGCCCCAAAAAGUUUGCAAAUUCCUUUCCGACUCUUCUCGAUUUAAUGAACUUAAUUUCAAUCCUCACGGAAAUGCGCACAAGUGUCAUUCAAUUUGCCAAACAAUACUUUCAAUUGUAAAUAAUGUAGCUAAGAGUAAAUGGGUAAUACUUUUGACCGCUUUCCCAGCAUCUCACUCACACUCACACUUAGCCGCACUCAUAGUAAGAAAAUAUAUAAAAUUUAUAUAUGAAAUAUACUAUGCAUAUGUAUGUUUGUUCACUCAACUCUCACGCCCAUUACAAAGUAUAGAAGCAUGCAUUAUAGGAGCAAAAACUAGGAGCAGAGGCGGCGAUAGGGAAGCAAACGAGGACGAGAUGAAAAUAUCCACUAAUGAAUGUCUCUCAUUGAGUGAAAUCGCUAAAGUUCAUAUAAUAUUAGAGAUAAUUGUGUCUGUGAAUCGUGAGUUAUUAUACACAUAUAUGUAUACAUAUAUUGCAAAACAAAACGGAAAAAGGGGAAAAAAAAAAAACCAUACAAAAA